GCCAUCUGACCCCGAUUUCUCCCAGUCGACCUCUCCUACCACCACUCGACCCGUCGAUAGUCAACCCAUCGUUCUGAGGAGCUAUUGCCAUUCUCACAGAACAGUGCAGCGUCGCCACCACCACCACCACCACCACCACCGACUCUCCACUUGACCCGACCGAAGCAUCAAUCAGCCAUGGUUGCCGACGCUGUAAUAUACCACCCCUCUGUGGCUCAUUUCAACCGCUUUGUAGCCACUACAGUUGGUCGCGACAAGGUCCUCCGAACAGUGCAAUACUUCUCCCGCUUCUUAGCCUGGUACCUCUACCGAACCAACCACCCGCAGACCACGGUCGCCAUCUUCGAAGCCAUCAAGAAGAACUUCGGAAGUGCGAGAAAGGCAUUCAGGCUCGGCAAAUUCGUCGAGCACUUUAAGGCCGCAGCCGUCGCAGCUGAGUCCAAGUCGAUGGAUCCAGUGCUCAAGUACUUGGCCGUUGGACGCCAGCUCGGAUAUGCUUCCUAUCUCUCUCUCGACGCUUUGACCUACUUUGACCAGACUGGCAUCUACAAGCUGUCUAACGGCGCGAGGUUGCAAAAAGAAGCUUAUCGCGCGUGGUUCGCAGGUCUGGCCUGCAACAUUGUUGCCGGACUGUAUACACUUUACAACCUCCAAGCUAUCGCUCAGAAGCGCAAGCAUAGCGCAGAUGCGGAAAAGAAGGUGGAGGAGAAGACCCUCGAGAGGGAAAAGGCAGCAACACAGCUACAGCUCAUCUCAGACGUCGCUGACAUUACAGUUCCAGGCAGUGCCAUCGGCGUCUUCAACCUCGACGAUGGCAUUGUUGGUCUUGCCGGUACACUCAGCUCUCUCAUUGGUCUUUCUGCUGCAUGGCAGAAGACAGCAUAACCGUAUUCACAUCAAUCAACCAAGCUAUACUUUGAAUCAGUAUUCACCCGGGUGUUGUACAGAUUGUCGUAUCUUUUCCUUGCGAAACUGUGGUAGAAGACAACAUGGUGCGCGGCUGAGUGGGGAGCAGCGGCGCAUGUUCGCCUAUCAGAAGCAUGGGCAGGCAGGCAAAUUCGAAUCUCCAUACAU
Messenger RNA from Pseudocercospora fijiensis CIRAD86, 1074 nucleotides. RefSeq lists its product as uncharacterized. NCBI's taxonomy places the organism in Eukaryota, Fungi, Ascomycota, Dothideomycetes, Mycosphaerellales, Mycosphaerellaceae. The coding region runs from base 178 to 885 and encodes 235 amino acids. Gene Ontology annotation, biological process: regulation of peroxisome size; peroxisome fission. The transcript is spliced from 3 exons. The record is from RefSeq and is a predicted model, not a curated record. Gene Ontology annotation, cellular component: peroxisomal membrane.